Molecule: messenger RNA, 1245 nt
Organism: Anopheles arabiensis
Lineage: Eukaryota; Metazoa; Arthropoda; Insecta; Diptera; Culicidae
Product: alpha-tocopherol transfer protein-like
Exons: 8
Coding region: 209-1066 (285 amino acids)
Cellular component (GO): membrane
Molecular function (GO): phosphatidylinositol bisphosphate binding
Source: RefSeq, a predicted model, not a curated record
AAAUCUUCCUCUCACAAUCCGUUCGGACGUGAUCACAGUCGGACACGGUUUGGCAGAGCGUUUGGCCGCGUGUUACUCUUACAUUUGUCCUCCCCCCCGGGUGUUGUGUGUUUUCUUUUAAAAGCUUUUUAACUUUACCGGCGUAGCUUUGCUUUUCGUUUAGUUCGAUUGUUAGCAACCGUUGUACAGUACCGGCACCAACUAUACGAUGGGCAUCGAAAAGGAGUUUAGUCUAGAGGAGGGAGCGGAACGGCUGAAGGACUGGAUUACAACACAGCCCCAUCUGCCCCAGAAUAUACAUCCAACAUUACUGCAGCGGUACAUUCACUCGACCCGUGGUGAUCUCGAGUAUGCGAAGAAAAUUUUCAUUCUCGGCUACACCCUCCGGCAGAACAAUCCGACGAUCUUCGACAACCGCGAUCCGCUCAACAGCAAUGUGAUGAAUAUUUUAAAAGCAAUUGACAUGGUGCCCCUACCGUCGGUGGAAGGCUGUGAGGACAAGUUUAUUUACUAUCGUUUGGUAGAUUGUGAUCCCGAUAAGUUUGAUUUUAACGAUGUCAUUAAGACGUUUUUCAUUAUUGCCGAUCUACGCAUGAUCCAACCGGAUGUCCCGAUGAACGACGGUGGAGACGUGCCGAUCUUCGACAUGAAUGGCUUCACGCUUCGCCACAUGACCAAGGUCGUACUGUCGACAUUGCGCGUCUACAUGCGCUACACUCAGGAAGCACACCCGGUACGUCUGAAGGCCAUCCAUGUGAUCAACUGUACGCCUUUUCUGGAUCGCGUCAUGUGCCUGGUGAAACCGUUCAUGAAGAAACGUGUGGCCGAAAUGCUACACUUCCAUCUCCCCAACUCGGAAACGAUUUAUGCGCACCUGCCCAAGGCCGCCCUACCCGACGAGUACGGUGGUGAGCAGUCAAUCAUUAAGCAUAAAGAGGAUUGGUUCAACAGAAUUAAAUUGCAACGCGAUUACAUUACCGAUGGUACGCGCUGGAAGAUCGAUGAGUCGCGACGAAGCAAUGGCAAUGAUCUCUCUGGCACGCUACGGAAACUGGAAAUUGAUUAAACCGCAGUGCCCUGCAUUGUUGCAUUUUAUUUACAAUGUGUUAUUUGUAUUGUAUAUGUACAUUAACUUAGUUUUAUACUAGAAACUUUUUACAAAGAAGGGUGAUAUACUAUAUGAGUGCAUUAAAACGGGGGAAAGUAAGGGCCUAUAAUUAAAUAAAUUGAGAUUUUUGUAAAAUU